AUGGCGGCCUCCCACUCCCGGCUCCGAGCUGACGCGCCGCUCUUCGUGCCGCCUGCGUCGUCCUUCGUCCCGCCGGCGGUCGCUCCUGAGAUCGUGGCGUACGUGUCUAAUCCGGAGGUCCUACCGCCGCUGGGCCUCAUCCCAAUGUUCCCGUGCCAGGCUCCGCCUCCGCCGCUGGGGUUCCCGGGCUGCCCGGGGUUCCCGCAGGGCCCAGGUGUAGGGAUGCCGGGCGCGUUCCCCCACCCGGCCGCCUGGGCGCCGCCGAUGCCGAUACCGCACGGGACGAUGGCGUUCCCUGCGGGGUCGCACCGUGCCCCUCUGCAGCCUCAGCUUCCCCUCGUCACGCCGAUCCCGCAGGACGGUUGCAACCCACCGUCGCGCACUGCGCGUACUCGACGUGCUUCCGGUGGUAGGCCGCGGCCCUGGCUCGACGUGCCGCCACGGAUGCAGCGAGCGGCGUGUCCGGUGCCAUUCCCGUCACCCCGCGGCGUGGAGGUCAUCGGGGUCGGAGGCGACGCCGCCGCGAAGGGGGAGCCGGCCAACGAGCCGUCCCCGCGCUCAGUGCUCGUUACCGCGAGCACGCCCGUUUCGCCGACAAGCUCCCUCCCGGCGACCUUCCCCUUGCCGCACCUGACUUCCCCUACGCCGCCGGCGUCCACGGGUCUCACCCCGGCAACGGAGCCUUCCCCCGGCUCCGAGCUCGCUACCGUUGGUCCGCCGCAGAGGAGGCGGCGGCAGCGCGCGCUUCCUCCCCAGCAGGCUUCCGGCGGCGAAGUGCGCCGCCGCGUCCGGAAGACACGGCGCCUGUUCAACCCUGCUUCCAAUCGGACGUCUCUAAUGAUCAGAAACAUCCCUAAUAGUUUCACGAGGAUGAGGCUGAUGAACAUCAUUGAUCAACAUUGUGCUGAAGAAAACGCGAAAGUCAUAUCGGCCGGCGGCGGCAUCUGGUCGGAAUACGACUUCCUCUACCUGCCGAUCGACUUCGGGACCAAGUCCAACAAGGGCUACGCCUUCGUAAACGUAACCACGCCGGCCGCGGCGCGCCGGCUCUGGGAGCACCUGCAUGGGUAUCGCUGGAAGGUCAGGGGCUGCGGCAAGACGUGCGAGGUUGACCACGCGGCAAUCCAGGGGCGGGACGCGUUGGUGGCCCAUUUCUCGGGGUCGUGCUUCGACUGCGAGACGGCGGAGUUCCUGCCGGUGUGGUUCCAGCCGCCGCGGGACGGCGCUUGGCCGGCCGUGGGCGUGCAGCAUGUCGUCGGUCAACUAGGGCGCCGCUCCUGA
This is a messenger RNA of Phragmites australis (common reed), 1281 nucleotides long. RefSeq names its product protein MEI2-like 6. The coding region runs from base 1 to 1281 and encodes 426 amino acids. The transcript has 4 exons. The record is from RefSeq and is a predicted model, not a curated record. NCBI's taxonomy places the organism in Eukaryota, Viridiplantae, Streptophyta, Magnoliopsida, Poales, Poaceae. Gene Ontology annotation, molecular function: nucleic acid binding.